AUGCAGUCUUCCAAUGCCACCAGUACUGUGGUCACCAAAAAACCCACCCGUGGUCUAUUAAUUGAUGAUCUUGUCGAAUUAUUCAUCAUGGAAGGUCAAUCAUUGCCUGCCACUGAUGUCAAUGGUUUAUCAGAUCCCUAUGUCUCUAUUUCAACCUCUUCAAAAUUGGCUCUUCAAAGCAAUAACAACAACAACAACUUGUCGGAAUCUGUUGUUUUCAAACCACUCGCACAAACCAAGGCCGUUUAUAAGAGUUUGAAUCCUGUUUGGAAUUCAAGAUUUUCCAUCUUGUACGAUGCCAUCUUAUUGUUUGAUUCGAUUCGAUUGCAUGUGAUGGAUAAAGAUGUUCUGAGUAGGGAUGAUUUUAUUGGUGAAAUUUGUAUUGAUCUUUCACAAACUUCUCUCGUGAAUGUCAUUCGGAAGGAAAGUAAGAGUAUUAGCCCACAACAUGUCAAUUCAAAAAUGGUUUUUGAAUAUUCCAUUUAUAGAAACGAUCCAUUGUUGCAAUUGGUGAAUGGUAAAGUGAAUGCCACGUAUGGUUCCAAUCAUAGCAGCUCAUCCAGUCCUAGAUCUGGUUCAUCAACCAUGGCAGUUGAGGAUUUAAAAUUAACUGCAUUUUCAUCUCCUUCUUUGAGUGGAUUAAAUUUGUUUGUUCCACUCAAUUGGACACAAGUCACACGAGAGUCUCCAGAAUUUGGAAUAAUUCCAGAUUCAUCCAUUCCAAGUGUUACCUUUAUCAAUGAAAGAGGAUUCAAAGAUGAAGAGGAUUUACAUGUGGAAGUUGGUGAGCAUGUCACUUUUCAAUGUGUCACAUUGCCAAGCCAAAGUGAAAUGUCUCUCGAACAAAAAAUUGAACAUGUCUUUCGAGAACAAAUUCUUGAAAAUUUACAAAAAUUACAUUCUUCACCUAUUGAGAUUGUUUUUGAAGAAUACAGUAAUUCUGUUGGAAAAUUAUUCGAAAAAGAUUCCUCUCUCUUCUAUUUCCAUAUUCAAUAUGUUUACAAAAAUAGAAAAUAUCAUUUAGAAGAACCUGGAGUGAAUGCAAGAUAUUUUUUCAUUACAGGCAACAGUGGAGACACUGACCGUGCUCUCAUUGUGAAAUUUGCCACUGAACAUUCCGUCUAUGAAAGUUCCUCGACCUUACAAGACAAGAACAAAGAUCAAUCCUUAAUGGGACGUCUCAAACAGGUCACAACUUCCACAGCGAAUUCUUUGAAUCCACUUGUACAAGGUGGUAUUCUCUUUCCAACAAGACCAAAAUUCUUUGAUACCAAAUUAGUGAGUGGAGAAAAAGACAUUACUCCACAAAUUGCGUUGCAUCCCAUUGUGAAAGAAUUGCAACAAGUGUUGACCAAGUUGAGUUUUGAUUAA
Molecule: messenger RNA, 1371 nt
Organism: Naegleria lovaniensis
Lineage: Eukaryota; Heterolobosea; Eutetramitea; Acrasida; Naegleriidae
Exons: 3
Coding region: 1-1371 (456 amino acids)
Molecular function (GO): calcium ion binding
Source: RefSeq, a predicted model, not a curated record